Molecule: messenger RNA, 1712 nt
Organism: Notolabrus celidotus (New Zealand spotty)
Lineage: Eukaryota; Metazoa; Chordata; Actinopteri; Labriformes; Labridae
Gene: cnbpb
Product: CCHC-type zinc finger, nucleic acid binding protein b
Exons: 5
Coding region: 410-913 (167 amino acids)
Biological process (GO): positive regulation of cytoplasmic translation
Cellular component (GO): cytoplasm
Molecular function (GO): mRNA binding; single-stranded RNA binding; zinc ion binding
Source: RefSeq, a predicted model, not a curated record
GGAUCCCCACCGCCGGGCCGCGGUGUUGCUCCGCCCCGGUGUGAUUCAUGUGGGGGAGGCGCGGCGGAGCGGACCAUCUCCCGCUGUUAGAUCCGCUCUGGAACAUAUGCUAACCAGCUAACACACUAGCUGACAGUGUGACAGCCAUGGGCCUCGUUACGGGCCGCCUCUUGCCGCACAAACCGCGGGGAGACCCGUAGAGCCGGGCCGGAUGAGGAGCUGUCCACCCCUGGGUAAAAGGAGAUCAUCCUGGCUGUCAUCCUGGUGGCUGCAGAGAGUCGUCUGUGAGCGGCUUCAGGCCGUGAAGAACCGAGGGGGCGUUGCUGCCUCUGAGGGCUGCUGAAUCACAACAACACACCACCAGUUAGCCUCACUCCCAAGCAGUGAUGGACAAACCGGCGUCGUGGUGAUGAGCAGCAGUGAGUGUUUCGGUUGUGGCCGCAGUGGUCACUGGGUGAAGAACUGUCCGAGCGGAAGCGGGAGUGGGAGUGGGGGCCGAGGUCGAGGGAAAGGACGCGGCAGAGGAAAAGAUAUGUUUUGUUAUCGCUGUGGGGAACCCGGACAUGUCGCCAGAGACUGUGAGCGGACUGAGGACGCGUGUUACAACUGCGGCAGAGGAGGUCACAUCUCCAGAGACUGUAAGGAGCCGAAGAAGGAGCGAGAGCAGCUGUGCUACAACUGUGGGAAAGCUGGACACAUGGCCCGCGACUGCAACCACGCCCACGAGCAGAAGUGCUACUCCUGCGGUGGCUUCGGACACAUCCAGAAAUGUUGUGAGAAGGUCAAAUGCUACAGGUGUGGGGAGAUCGGACACGUGGCGGUGCACUGCAGCAAGGCGUCCGAGUUGAACUGCUAUAACUGCGGGAAGUCAGGUCACCUGGCCAAGGAGUGCACCAUAGAGGCCACGGCUUAGCCGCCACACAAACCCUGACCUAGACCUCGCUCUCUUUUAUGUCUUCUUUUUUUCUCUUUACUCAUUCCCUGUGAUCCUCUUCUUCUCAUUGGUCUGGAGUCAUGUCAGUCAGACUCGCAGCAGCCAAUCAGAGGAGACGGAGGAAGAACAAAGGGUGGACACUAAAAAACAAAAACAACUUUCUUCAGCAUUUUUAAAAGAAAAAAAAAGAAUUGUGUUUUUAUUUUGGUAGCAGUAUCAUAAUGUGCAAAGCUUUGUUUAAGAAUCCUUUCAGCCCAGCCGAUUGGCUGACAGAGUAAAAAAAUAUUAAGCCCCGCCUCUCAGCUCUGGAGUGGGCGGGGCUUUGACUGAGGUAAAUAUUUGACGGAAGUUUCUUUCUUCCAACAUGUUGAUCACCUUUCUUUUCUUUUCUGGAAAAAAAGAGUUUGUCAUCAGAAACAUGAUUGGCUCUGACUCCAGCUAACAGCCAAUCACCUCGCACGUAUGAUCAUGUAUGAACGAAAGAGCCAAUCAGAGUGGGUUGCAGCAGAAAGAUCAUGAGUUCUAAAUAUUUUUAAGGUGCUUUUUUUCUGUUUGGACCUCAUGGAGCGACUAACCGAUGGAGAUGGGUGGUGAUGAUGAUAACACUUUUGAAAAAAAUGUUUUUAAGUUUGAGAGACGAAAAUGUUUUCACACAAAAAAUCCAAAUGUUAUUUUUGUACAAUAUAUCACUUAGAGCUACUAUAAAAUGUCUUUGGUUGUACUGCAGCCUCUAAGUUUAAUCUGACAAUAAAAACAUGGAGGAGGGCGAAGAGACGUA